AUGGCCGACAAAGAUCUGACAUUGAGAAAGGUGGUUAAAGAAAUUUUCCCCACCUGUAAACUAUUGAUUUGUUUAUUUCACACACUACGUAGUUUUAAGCGUGAAAUUUCUAACCAAUCAUUUAAUUUACGAGAAUGCCAACAAGUGGUAUUAAAAGAACUUUUUCAGAAAAUGUGUUACAGCAAAACGGAAAGUGAAUAUCGUGAACAAUACGAUCUAUUUAUGAAGGCUGCUCCAGAAAUGGUUCAAAGCUACUUUACAGAGAAUUGGCACGAUAUAAAGAAUGAGUGGGUUUUAGGUGAUGUCCUUAAUGUCAAUAGCUUCCUAAAUACGACGAACAAUAGACUUGAGAGCUUAAAUGGCAAACUCAAAUCUGUCAUUAAGUUGUACAGUCCGUUAGAAGACUUUAUUGACGGUUUUUUCACGGUUUUGUACUCCUUAAGGAACGAACGAGAUCACAAAGCUGCAUCAACAUUACUCAAGCGCAAAGUAAUACCAUUUAAUAUUUCAACCCCUCAAUACCAAUAUUCAAAUUUGUUAACAAGUUACGCCUUAAAUUUUGUGCUGAACCAAUUAAAAGAAAUGAAAAAUGUCGGAAAUGUUCAUAAAGAGGGGACAGUUUUCAAAGUUCGUGGUGAAAUGCAUUUAAAUGUCAACACAAAUUCGUGCACAUGCAGUUUUACAACCUCGAUGCUGUUACCCUGUCGGCACAUAUUUGUUGUACGAGAACUUGAAGGUUUACCUCUUUUUGACGAAAGUUUAUGCGCUGACCGGUGGACUAAUGAUUUUCAUAGAAAAACACAUCGGAUGUUUAUAUCAGAAAAUUUUACAUUUUGUCCAUCACGGUUAUAA
Hydractinia symbiolongicarpus is the source of this 852-nucleotide messenger RNA. RefSeq lists its product as uncharacterized. Bases 1 to 852 code for a protein of 283 amino acids. The transcript has a single exon. NCBI's taxonomy places the organism in Eukaryota, Metazoa, Cnidaria, Hydrozoa, Anthoathecata, Hydractiniidae. The record is from RefSeq and is a predicted model, not a curated record. Gene Ontology annotation, molecular function: zinc ion binding.